AUUCAGAGUCCGGGCCCCGCCCCUCUCUGUCAUGCUGAUUCAGAGUUCGGGGCCCCCUCUGUCAUGCUGAUUCAGAGUCCGGGGCACCCGGCGGCAGACGAGAAGCCGGCGGGAUCCGGGCCCGCGAUCUUCCGGCACGAUGAGUGAGCACGAGGCACCCGGCCUCGCUUCGGACAGGACAAGCGGCGCGGAGGUGGACGAGGAAGAGGACGAGGUGGAGCGCAAGGCCACUGUCCCCGCGGAGACCAAGAGGCUCGCCUUCGUGUGGUGCCAGGAGUACCUGUCUGGCAUGUGGAAGACGCUGCAGGAGAAUGAGUUUCAAAUCAGUAUUAUAAGUGGGGGGCUCAGCAACUUCCUCUACCUGUGCGCCCUCCCGGAGGGGAAGCAGAACUCCAGAGAUGAACCAAGAAAUGUCCUUUUACGAAUCUACGGCCGAAUCCUUCAGGGACAAGAUGCGCUAGUACAGGAGAGUGUGAUGUUCGCUAUCCUAGCAGAACGAAUGCUGGGUCCAAAACUCUACGGGGUCUUCCCUCAAGGCCGCCUGGAGGAGUACAUUCCUAGCAGAAGAUUGAGAACUGCAGAGCUUGCUUUACCACAAGUUUCUGCGGAAAUUGCAACAAAACUUGCGAGAUUUCACGAAAUGAAAAUGCCAUUCAACAAAGAGCCCAAAUGGCUGUUCAGCACAAUGAAGAGCUACAUGGAGCAGGUAAUGCAGUUGGAGUUUGCAAAGGAGCCACAAGCGAGGAAGUUUAAGCACUUGAUGUCGUUCAACCUCCCACACGAGAUGAAAGUUCUGGGAAACCUUCUGGCCGCCACCCCCUCCCCCGUCGUGUUUUGUCACAACGAUUGUCAGGAAGGUAACAUUCUCCUCUUGGAAGACGAAGUCAAGGCAAAUGAAGACAAACUAAUGAUUAUCGACUUUGAAUACUGCAGCUAUAAUUACAGGGGAUUCGACAUCGGCAAUCAUUUUUGUGAGUGGAGCUACGACUACACGCACGACGUGUGGCCGUUCUUCACUGCCAACCUGGACAAGUAUCCGAGCCAUGAGCAGCAGCUGCACUUUCUGCGGCAUUACCUAGCAGAGACCCAGGCCGGUAACCACAUGAAUGGCUGCAGCAGCGCUCCAGAGAAUCACGUGGGAGGAGGUCAGAAUGACGUUUCUGGCGGUGGGCGUUUGAGCGGAAGGUCUGCGGACAGCGCGGGAUUACCCACUGCAAGUGGCGACACCGCGGUUUUGGAGGCCAUAGUGGUGGAGGUGAACAGGUUUGCGCUGGCUUCCCACUUCUUCUGGGGACUGUGGUCCAUUCUCCAAGCUCACAUGUCCACCAUCCAGUUCGGAUACUUGGACUACGCACUGGCAAGAUUUGAGGCAUACUUCAAACAGAAGGAAGUGUUUUCUUAAAGCAUCACUCCUUCCUGCAGAAAACAACGCCGCCUCUUAUUUUGUCCCGUUCUGCGUUGCUCGUGUUAGGAAGCCGAUGUACGAUUUGCAUUUUAUAGUUCUUUGUAAGCACUUCCUAUUUGAUUUGUGGUUGAUUUUGAAAACAUUCCCGACAUAAGUUUGACACCCAAAUGCAAGCAUCCUGUCAGCCUUGACAAUUAGAGUGAACACUUAGGGCACAAUUCGCGUGAAAUCGAAUGUUCAUGUCUACUUGCUUUUAUAAAUGUGUUUCCCCAUUGCCAGCGGUGGGACAAAUUUCCCAAGGGGUGGGACGGAUGAGCUGCCUCGUAUGUUUGUGCGGGGCACCUGUUCCUGUGCGUGUUGCAGUUAACGCCUUGCGUUUCUCCUGUGUCGUGAUAUAAUGUUCAUCCGCGGCGUACAUUUGACACUGCCACUGUAAUCUACCGGUACGACAUGAGAGUUUUUUUUUGGGUUAAUCACUUGAAUAUAUGUGUCGUUAAAACCCGCCACCACCCGACACAGCCAACUAGUAAGGGUUGUCACGUAAACAGAACGUGGCCAAUUCGUCACU
Molecule: messenger RNA, 1973 nt
Organism: Petromyzon marinus (sea lamprey)
Lineage: Eukaryota; Metazoa; Chordata; Hyperoartia; Petromyzontiformes; Petromyzontidae
Product: choline/ethanolamine kinase-like
Biological process (GO): CDP-choline pathway; phosphatidylethanolamine biosynthetic process
Cellular component (GO): cytoplasm
Molecular function (GO): ethanolamine kinase activity; choline kinase activity
Source: RefSeq, a predicted model, not a curated record